AUAUGCUCCGGUGUGUUGCCAGGACUAACGAACUGUGUAAGUGCAGUGUAGAGACUUGCAAUGUAGACAAACUGCCAGAAAAGCUUGUUUCUCCAAUGGGUUUAGUGAAAUGUUCACGUCGAACAUAGUGAGGCUUGAGUUUCACUACCAAUAACUUGCAAAAGGUCUUGAAACGAUGUGAAACAUGGGAUUGACGGAGCACGUGCUGUACUUGUUGGUCACGUGUUUGUGCCUGUCAACAAUCAAUGGACAACUGUCUCGUUUGUCUUUGGUCUUCCAGCACGUGAAGGAUCCCAAUGCGAGGUCCUUGUCAGAGAUGUGGCUGGAUGACGUUAAUAUAAACCUAAUACAGAACAAGAUCUGCUUCGGAGGCAGUGAUGCCACGUUUGUUUUGAGAGCGAAUCCCGCAUCAGGAACCAUGGAAGUGGUGGCCAAGUCUCUAGCCCUGGAUGUGGCGGAACCGGACGUCAAAUCCUGUAGGCCAAGCUCCUCUGCAGUGGUCUGCGAUGCAGACAUGUGCCAGGAGGACGCAUCCUGCAGCGUCAGGGCGCUGGUGAGGUGUGAGCUGGACAACGACGUCUCGGACUGGGAAACCACCCAGUUCAUCGACUUUGUUCUGUAUCAGAGGAGCGGGCGCCUGGCCAUGCUGGACUGCAUGGAGGAAUGCACCUACGCAGACAGCGAGGAGAUAGCAGCGACGGGCGAGGGUCAUGGAUUGCCAACCUGGGCGCUCGGUUUGAUUAUUGCAGGUGCCGUAGUACUUGGCGCCCUUUGCGUGGCGGCUUUUGUUGUGUGGAAAAUCAGAAGCUCUGCGCCAACGUCAAAAAAGUUUUGUGGUAAAAUAACUUGCGCCAAAUAAAACAUUUUCUUGUA
Biomphalaria glabrata is the source of this 873-nucleotide messenger RNA. RefSeq lists its product as uncharacterized. The coding region runs from base 185 to 859 and encodes 224 amino acids. The transcript is spliced from 3 exons. NCBI's taxonomy places the organism in Eukaryota, Metazoa, Mollusca, Gastropoda, Planorbidae. The record is from RefSeq and is a predicted model, not a curated record.